AUGGAAGUACUUUACGAGAAUGGUAAUAUAAUUUUAUCUCAAAGGAAGUACAUGAGGAAUUUAUUAGAGAAAUAUAGAAUGGAUCAGUGCAACACGGUUUCCACACCAUUGGAAUAUGGUCUCAAAUUGUCAAAAGAUGAUCCUGAAGAAUUUAUAGAUGAAAGUGUGUAUCGAAGUCUGGUAGGAAGUCUGAUGUAUCUAACAAACACGAGACCAGAUAUUAUGUUUGCAGUAAGUAAAAUAAGUAGAUUCAUGGAAUGUCCUAAGAAGAGUCAUUGGGAAGCAGCAAAACGCAUACUAAAAUACAUCAAAGACACUUUGGAUCAGGGUAUCACUUAUUCUAAAGGAGGAAAAAGAAAGCUCAUGGGUUUCAGUGAUAAUGAUUAUGCAUGGAAUAUAGAUGAUAGCAAGAUUACAUCCGGAUAUAUUUUUCAUUUAGGAUCAGGACCCAUAUCUUGGCAAUCAAAGAAGUAA
This is a messenger RNA of Helianthus annuus (common sunflower), 474 nucleotides long. Its product is annotated as secreted RxLR effector protein 161-like. Bases 1 to 474 code for a protein of 157 amino acids. NCBI's taxonomy places the organism in Eukaryota, Viridiplantae, Streptophyta, Magnoliopsida, Asterales, Asteraceae. The record is from RefSeq and is a predicted model, not a curated record. The transcript has a single exon.